UAAUUAACGUUAUAGAGUUAUUUUCUGUAAGCGGCAGUGCCGCCAUGUUUUUCGGGUGUGAUCCGCCGUCGCCAUUUUCGCCCCUCGAAAAUUUGUAACAUUUUGAAGAGAUCGUCGUCAUUUAUGGGCGGAUUUUACCGGGAAAAUCCGACAAACGCCAGUCAUCGACGUGUUUGAUCGCUACAAGGGGCUUCUUUCUGACGUUCCUGGGAGAUUUUGUUCCGACCAAGGUUGACCAAUGGUAGUGGAGGAGGAUAGCCAGCAUGUUCCACCGCCACGAAGCGCACCGUCCACUGGGAUGUCAUCGCGGGAACUGUGUGAGAACGACGACCUGGCGACCUCCAUAGUCCUGGACCCGUACCUGGGCUUCAUGACUCACAAAAUGAACACAAGGUUUCGCCCAGUGCGCCCAGGUAAGAGUGAGGACCACAAGCAGAUCUUGGAAAAGUUGCGUAAGUCUGGGAACACAGAGAAGGCCUUCACAGAUCUGACCCAGGGGGAGUGGAUCUGGAAAUAUCUCCAGCACAAGACUCAGCACCAGAAGAAGAUAUUCAAGUCACACGUUGUCCGAUACCUGCACAUGUUCCACCCUGAUGCUGGGUUUGAGGUAGUCCCCUGUGACAGGUACUCCCUGGAGAAGCAUGGAGCCAAGAUUCUUGCUACCAAGGCCUGGACAAAGAACGAGAAGAUCCCCAUGCUUGUGGGCUGUAUCGCAGAGAUAACAGCAGAGGAGGAGAACCAGCUUCUCCAGCCGGGGGUGAACGACUUCAGCGUCAUGUUCUCCACACGCAAGAACUGUGCUCAGCUGUGGCUGGGACCUGCUGCCUUCAUCAACCAUGAUUGCAGAUCAAAUUGCAAGUUUGUGUCCACCGGCCGUGACACUGCAUGUGUGAAGGUCCUGAGAGACAUUGAGGCUGGAGAGGAGAUCACGUGUUACUACGGAGAGGGCUUCUUUGGUGAUGACAACUCCUACUGUGAAUGUGAGACCUGUGAAAGGAGAGGGACAGGAGCCUUUGCUUCCAGAGAGGGCAACAAGGAGAAAGUCCACAACACUAAGUAUGGCCUACGGGAAACUGACAAAAGAAUACAGCGGCUCCGUAAAGGUAGCAGUGCUACACCUACCUGCAACAUGAGCGACAAAGCUUCCACAAGGAACAGUAGGUUGAGCUCUUCUAGAAGAACCCUGGGAGGAAGUGUCGAUGUGAACACAAGUGGACCGUACAAGAUAACCAAGUAUGACCGUGAACUUCUAGAAGCACAAGGGAUCAAGAUUCCUGAAGCUAAGGUAGUUUUGACUAGAAGUGUCCUCCCGGAAAAAAUGAACGGUUCAAUAAACCUGACUUCUCUCAACAUGAGGGAAGGGGGAAGGAGGUCAACCCGAAGAAGGCUGUCCACUGUAGGCAAUUCCUCAGUGCCUGACAAGCUGGAUGCUGCUAGUGAGAAAGAUGGUGUCCUCAGUAGAGUUAUGUCUAUGCCUGUGGCAUCUAGGAAGAGACAGGUUGGGCGGAAACGCUCUGUGUCACCUCCUAAAUUAAGAACUCACAAAGACGAAAACAUGGAAGUAAUAACAGACAGGGGACAGCUAGCUUCAGAGAGUUCUUUGUUACCUCAGAAGGAGACAGAUUUAGCCACAAAGAUGUCACAAGAAGAUGUCAAAGGCUCAAGUUCUGACUGUGAAGACUUUGUCCCAGACGACCAUGGCUGUGCUACAGACAUGUCUGCAGCUGCCAUGGAGAAGAUGAGGAAAAGAGCUGCUAAGGAGAGGAGGAGGAGAAGACGAGAGGCCAGAAGGAAUGGCACAGACAUGAAUGGGAGGAAAUUUUCACCUAACAGAACCAAGUAUGAUUCUCAGUUAAUUACAGAGAAUGGAAAGUUACCCAAAGUGACGAUCAGGCUACGAAAUAGAAACUACCCAGAAAUCAUUGGGAGGACGGAAACUACUUGUGGAACAGAGAGUGAAGUGCUUGAUCGAAGAACUGCUGACGACUCCAGUCAACACGUAAGGAAAGAUUGGAUGCCAGUCAACCAUGCUGCAGGUCGAAGCACAAGCAACACAAAGACAAGUGCAAAUACCUCUGUUACUAGUCGUCCUAAACUGAAAAUCAAACUCUGCAGGCCAAACGGUGAGUUCCAAGUGGAACAGAAUGGCGGGAAUGCCCCGGACAUCACCGAGUUUGGACUGGCACCUGCACAGUUCUACGGUAGAGACAGAGGCAGUAAUGGCCAAGGGGUAGAGCUCAAUGAUAGUUCGGGGGUCACUAGGUUAGAUUAUACUCACAUUUCAGAAGUAUCCAGGGACCAAGGAGUAGGGUUCAAAGACAGUUCAGGGGUUGCCAGGGGCCGAGGGGCAAGGUUCAGAGACAGUUCAGAGGUCACAGGUCAAGGCACAGGAUUAAACAGGAGGAGAAAGUGUAGCGGUGGAGGUGAGUGUUGCUCUGAGGAGUGUGUUGCCAGCAGGGCAAAGAAAUUGCGACUGAUUGUUGGCAAUGACUCCAUUGAUAUCGAUUUGGCAUCCCGAAACAGAGAAAUGAAUGCCAAGAGUUGCACUUAACUUGCAACUUAAUAAAUUGGCAAGUGGUUUGUGCAAAUGACUCGUACAGUCACCGCUCAAUCAGUCAAUGUAUAGUUUGUAUAUAUAUGUCAAAAUGUGUAUCUGUGCAUGUUUUUUGCCUGUUGAAAGUGCAACAGUAUUUCUGCAAUAUUUUAAGCAAAGUUUGAACACAGAUGUGAAAGUUGGAAUGAAAUAUGUUUGUAAAGUCGGAACGUACAGUGUUUACAGAGCUGUCUCAAAACACCAAUUCAAACACCUGAACAUGAACCUUGUUUUUCUGUAAUAUGGUAGACAUGUGUACCAUUCUCCUAUCUAAAACAUGCUGUCAUGUUGCAAGACCAUAUACCUAGUUAAAAGCAAGUUUUCCUGAAAAACAUAUUAGUAUGGCUGUUAAACAGUUGUGCAAAUUUCUUCAUAUUCUAAGCCUCACAAACUCAGCAUUCUGUACUGGAUGUUAUUUUCAGCUGUAGUUAAGCUGUAUUUUAGGUGUAUUUUAGACAAUGUAAAUAUACAGUGUAUAAAUAUGUGUAGGAGAAGAAGUGGUUAUGUUGUACUGUAGGAGAUGUAACUGUCAGGUGUUGAUGUUUUCCACAGAUGCAGUGGUAUGAAAUUGUAGUAUUGAUGAAGAAAUAGCUCGCAAAGUUCAGGAAUUCUGAUUAUUUUCCUUACAAAAGGAAGAUAGGUAUAAUAAUGAACUGGUGUGAUGUUUUUAGGCAAAGGUACCGGUACAUUUUUUUCCGCAGCAGAUCAUGUGAUUUUUAGGUUUUCCUGCUACACCCAACUUCAAUCAGCAAGAAAUGAAUUUUUGUCUAAUAUCCUUACAAUGAAUUCAAUUUGCCUGCUGAAAUUCGAAAAAGUAAUCUGUGAUACAGGCUGAAAACUAAGUAACAGUAACAUUUGGUAUCUGUUUUUUAGUUGAGCUCCAUGCUACAAAAUGGUGCUUAGUUGUUCAUUGCAUUAAUUGUUCAUGGUUUGGUCAAUAGAUUUGUACAUAGUAUUUUAAUGUCAUUAUUUGAAUCAGGGGUACUAAUGUACUGUGGUACAUUAUUGUGUGAUAGCAGCAAACACUGCCUGUCCAUUUUGACUGUUUUAAAUCUUUUCUUGUCAGGUGAGCUCAUGAAAUGUGUGGCCAUUUUGAUUGCUGCAAUCUUCCCGAAAUUGUGUUAAAAUGUCAAAUUUUUGUCAUAUAUUGUAAAAAUGUAAAUAAAAAA
Molecule: messenger RNA, 3762 nt
Organism: Branchiostoma floridae (Florida lancelet)
Lineage: Eukaryota; Metazoa; Chordata; Leptocardii; Amphioxiformes; Branchiostomatidae
Product: histone-lysine N-methyltransferase KMT5B-like
Exons: 9
Coding region: 239-2551 (770 amino acids)
Cellular component (GO): nucleus
Molecular function (GO): histone H4K20 methyltransferase activity; protein binding
Source: RefSeq, a predicted model, not a curated record